UCUGGCUGCCGACCCCCAAUCUCCGCAUUCACUCCCUUCAGCUAUUUCUCCCCUCUCUCGUUAUUCUAAACUCAGUCGACCACCGUCUCGCACAGACUCAACACACCCGCACUUGCUGCAUCCCCACCCCCUGCUCUCGGUUCGUCUCUUUACCAGCUGUUCAUCUGCUGCUUGUUGGUGUCGAUCUGACUCCCUUUUCAAAACGGGCUUCCUCUGACAACGGUCACUUCCCCUUCUGAGCUCAGAGAGGCAGUGAAUCCUCACAGGAUGGACGCCAGAGAGACCUACAUGAACGUGAAAUUCGCAGAUCCGUACUCACGGUUUCCUUCUCCAGAUGGUCUGACCUCCACCUACUCAGAGCUGAUGAUUGGGAAAGGCGAGCCCCCCAGCGAUCAUGAUGUGGAAUCGCCCGUUGCCCCGGGACCGGGCGAGUGGCCAAUCACUACACAGACAGAGAGUCAGAAAACCACCUACUCAGUGGUGAUACUUCCAAAAGACGAGCCUCUCAUCAAUGAGAAUGAAGAUCCUCCCACUGCCUCGGGAACCGCCGAAAUAACAGAGACUGCACGAGCAGACGGUCUGAACUCCACCUACUCAGUGCUGAACCUGCCGAAAGACGAAUAUCUCGUGGAAGAGUACGAAGAUCCUCCCAUUGCCUCGGGACCCGCCGAAAUGUCAGUGACUGCACAGGCAGGUCUGCGUAAACAGGAGCCGAACAAGAAAAUCGGAAAUAGACCGGACCGUAAGAUCCGCCUACUCUGCCUAGUUCUUUCCGUGCUCAUCGCGAUAGUGGUCGGACUGUCAAUCCACGUAUCACAGAUUCGUCAGUCAGAGAUCACCACCGACCGAAACUACCACGUUAAACUCAACUCUUCAAUCCAAGAUAGCUGAGAUUUCUGCGCUCAAUUCUAGUUUCUCCGAUCUUAAACGAAGGCACAGCGAUCUCCGACACCAGUUCACUGAGAUGGAAAAGAAGUACAGAUCCGUCAACGAAACCGAGGCUCAAAUCUGUGAAUUGUCGACCAGCAGAAAAGAGCAAGCGUGUUCCCAGGAUUGGAUCAGAAAUGAAGACCGGUGUUAUUUCAUAUCGACGUUUACAAUACCUUAUGAUGGAGCGAAAGAACUUUGUUCUCACUUGGAUUCAAAGCUUCUUGAAAUAAAUUUUAUAGAAGAAGAGAAAUUUGUUAUCAAAGCUGUCAGCGAACAAGACAAUGCAUUCUGGAUCGGGAAAUGCAAAACUGGGUGAGA
Molecule: messenger RNA, 1248 nt
Organism: Hypanus sabinus (Atlantic stingray)
Lineage: Eukaryota; Metazoa; Chordata; Chondrichthyes; Myliobatiformes; Dasyatidae
Exons: 8
Coding region: 268-891 (207 amino acids)
Source: RefSeq, a predicted model, not a curated record